AUGGCAAGCCGAACAUCAAACGAAGUCGAAGCUGCAGACAUGACUUGGAUUGUGAGUUUGAGCACCUUCAAAAAAUGGUGUGCUCAAUUGCCUGUCCUCUUCAGCGGCUUGUUGGUCUUCGUGGCAAGCACUUUGUUUUAUCACGCCUAUUUCCUCCAGCCGACUGGCAACGGUGUGCACCAAUGGUCAACCACAAGCAGUUUGGCGAUCGAUGCACAGACUUCAGCUGAGGUGGAGACGCUGCUCAAAGAAAAACUGGACCUGCAACAAAAGGUAAAUGCAUUAGAAAUGGAGAAGAAAAAGCGAACAGAAUUGAUGGCAAACAUCAAGGAAUCACAGCGCCAAUUAAAUGCAACGUUGAACGAACUAAAUCAAACGUGGCAACUCAUUGAAGAAUUAGACAAAGAAAUCGCCAUCCUCGAAGCCAAUGCGACAGUACAUCGAAAUUUUUUCGAUUAUUUUUCAAACGUUUCACGUCAAAUGGCCUAUCCGGGAGUGGAAUUCUACACGCGUUACACCAUGACUCGUUUAGGACUGCAGCCAUUGGCCGGAAUCGAACCGCUCAAGCCGCAAUUAGGUCCAGUCAUCAACGACGUGCUCUCGUACCAGUACCCACUGACCGUCCCACCUUGUCGGGAUGUCACCGGUGUUAAUCGCACUGUGUUUGUAGCCAUCAUUUCGGCUACGGACAAUUUCGAGAAACGAAGCACAACGAGGCCGUUGUGGCCGACUCUUUUCAAAAGCCAGCAAGACAAAGGCCUGAUGGGCAUCGCUGGAUUCGCCUUCAUUUUGGGCAAACCGGAUCAAAUCGAGACCCAAAAACGGAUCGAAGAAGAGAGUCGAACGUACGGCGAUAUUAUUCAAAUCGAAAUGGUUGACGCAUACAGGAAUUUGACCCUGAAACUGGUUGGACUUUUCAGUUGGUUGCACACUCGAAAUUGUUCCAAAGUGGAUUUUGUCGUCAAGGUGGACGACGACGUCUUCGUCAACGUUCGCAAUCUCGUUCAAUUCGUCCAAUCUCAGUCCCGGCACGACGCCAAUCUGACAAUCUUUGGAACUUCAGCUGGUAAUCUGUGGCCAGCGCGAGAUGGCAAAUGGGAACUGACGUACGCGGAAUGGCCAUGGCAUAGCUUUCCACGUUAUUUCAAUGGACCGGCAGUCUUAUUCCCUGGCAAUACGAUCGUUCCAUUGCUGGCGUCAUUCCAAACGACGCCCAUGCCACACAUUGACGACAUCUAUUUCAGUGGCAUCUGCGUCGAAAGGGCUGGCAUCAAAAUCAGCUACUCUACCAACUCAACCAACGUUUUCGAAUUUGCGCCUCCCGACUCUCUGGAUGCUUGCGAUCUGCGUCGAUUCAUUUCAAGGCGGACGCCGUCCAGCAACUAUAAGAACAACUCGCACGUCGUCACCGAGGAUUUCUACAACAACAGGACUAGCUGCGUUAUGGCCGGACCUAAAAACGGAACCAACACGACAAUAGACUACACCGCACCAGCCCAUUUUUACUUUCUAUAAUCAAACGAGAUGUAAAACCAAAAUACAAGUAGAAGCAUA
Messenger RNA from Daphnia carinata, 1554 nucleotides. RefSeq lists its product as uncharacterized. The coding region runs from base 1 to 1515 and encodes 504 amino acids. The transcript has 3 exons. Gene Ontology annotation, cellular component: membrane. The record is from RefSeq and is a predicted model, not a curated record. Lineage: Eukaryota; Metazoa; Arthropoda; Branchiopoda; Diplostraca; Daphniidae. Gene Ontology annotation, molecular function: hexosyltransferase activity.